CCCAUCGCUGCUCUCCUCGUCUCCUACCAACCCCCGGGACUCUCGAGAAGCGAAGGCGAGGGCGAGAGAGAGAGAGAGAGAGAGAGAGAGAGAGAGAGGUUGUGGGAUCUGGAGCUUGGAAGGAUGCAGACGAACACGAUGAAGCUCUCUGUGGUGGAUCUCAUGGCGUCGAUCCUCACUGGCGGUGAUGGCGUGUCGCUUGAGGCGGCCGGUGCGGAAAGGGUUCUGGCUAUUAUCGCCACGAUGGGUGCGCUGGUGGUUGGAUGUUUGGUUCUUGUUGUUUGGAGAUGGUCGGCUGGGCGGAAGCCCAGCAAGCCGUUGGAGCCUCCUAAGCCGCUUGUUGUUCGAGACGAGCCUGAUGAGAUCGAUUCCGAUGAUGGCAAGAAGCGUGUGACUGUUUUCUUUGGUACUCAGACUGGGACCGCCGAGGGUUUUGCGAAGGCGUUGGCGGAUGAGGCAAGGGCGCGGUAUGAGAAGGCAACAUUCAAAGUUGUUGAUUUGGAUGAUUAUGCGGCGGAUGACGAUGAAUAUGAAGAGAAGAUGAAGAAGGAGGCGAUAGCUUUAUUCUUCUUAGCAACGUAUGGAGAUGGUGAGCCAACUGACAAUGCUGCCAGAUUCUAUAAAUGGUUUACUGAGGGGAAAGAGAAGGAGGUUUGGCUUUCAAAUCUCCAGUAUGCUGUGUUUGGACUUGGCAACAGGCAGUACGAACAUUUCAAUAAGGUUGCGAUAGUUGUGGAUGAAGUUCUUGCGGAUCAGGGUGGGAAGCGACUUGUUCCUGUUGGACUUGGAGAUGAUGAUCAAUGCAUUGAGGAUGAUUUUAAUGCAUGGAAAGAGCUGGUCUGGCCAGAAUUGGACCAGUUGCUCCGGGAUGAAGAUGAUGUAUCAGGCACAGGCACCACUUAUACAGCUGCUAUACCUGAAUACCGUGUUGUGCUUAUUGAUUCUGCAGAAGCAACACAUUUGGAAAAGAGUUGGAGCCUUGCAAAUGGGCAUACUGUGCAUGAUAUUCAACACCCAUGCAGGGCUAAUGUUGCUGUGAGGCGUGAGCUUCAUAAACCAGCUUCUGAUCGUUCAUGCAUACAUCUGGAGUUUGAUGUUUCUGACACUGGACUAGUGUAUGAGACAGGAGAUCAUGUUGGUGUAUUCUCUGAGAACUGUAUUGAGACUGUGGAAGAGGCAGAAAGGUUAUUAGGCUGUUCAUCAGACACUUGCUUCACCAUUCAUGCUGACAAGGAAGAUGGCACACCACUUUGUGGUGGAUCACUUGCGCCUCCUUUCCCAUCUCCAUGCACUUUGAGAACCGCACUUACGCGAUAUGCUGAUCUUCUGAAUUCACCUAAGAAGGCUGCUUUGCUUGCUUUAGCUGCUCAUGCUUCUGAGCCCAGUGAAGCUGAAAGAUUAAGGUUUUUGGCUUCUCCUGCUGGGAAGGAUGAAUAUUCUCAAUGGAUUGUUGCGAGCCAAAGGAGCCUCCUGGAAGUUAUGGCUGAAUUUCCUUCAGCAAAGCCUCCACUAGGUGUUUUCUUUGCAGCAAUUGCACCUCGCUUGCAGCCCAGAUAUUAUUCUAUAUCUUCUUCACCAAGAAUGGCACCUAAUAGAAUUCAUGUCACAUGCGCAUUGGUGUAUGGGCCAACUCCCACGGGAAGGAUACACAAAGGAGUCUGUUCAACUUGGAUGAAGCAUUCUGUUCCCUUGGAGGAAAGCCAAGAAUGCAGCUGGGCUCCCAUUUUUGUGAGACAGUCAAAUUUCAAACUUCCUGCGGAUACAACUGUACCAAUUGUCAUGAUUGGACCUGGUACGGGGCUGGCACCUUUCAGGGGCUUCUUACAGGAAAGACUUGCACUGAAGGAGUCUGGAACUUCACUUGGACAUGCCAUUCUUUUCUUUGGCUGCAGGAACCGAAAAAUGGACUUCAUCUAUGAGGAUGAGCUGAAUAAUUUUGUUGAAGCUGGUGCACUCUCUGAGCUUGUUGUGGCAUUCUCUCGGGAAGGGCCAACCAAAGAGUAUGUGCAGCAUAAGAUGAUCCAGAAGGCAUCUGAAUUGUGGGACAUCAUCUCUAAAGGUGGUUAUCUUUAUGUGUGUGGUGAUGCUAAGGGUAUGGCUAGAGAUGUUCAUCGUGUCCUUCAUACUAUAGCCCAAGAGCAGGGAUCUCUCGAUAGCUCAAAGGCUGAAAGCAUGAUCAAGAGUCUCCAAAUGGAAGGAAGGUAUCUACGCGACGUGUGGUAAGCUCUAUACAAUGCACAAGGGGUCUCUCAAAGGAGAGCAGAGAAAACAACUCCCAAUCUGACAAACUUUAACUGCAAGGAAUCAGGAACCUUGAGGAAAACUAAGUUGGUUCCAAAAUUGAGAAUCCCCUCUUCUCAUGUGUUUGUUUCUAUUAUUGUUUAAUUAGAGAGUCAAUUCUUUUGCCUGUCUAACAAGGAUGAAGAAUCAUGUAAGAUAGCCAAAUUUGCCGUGUUUAUCAGUAGGCUUGUUAUUCAUUGAGACAGAAUAAGAACUUAUAUAUAUAUAUAUAUAUAUAUAUACCCGUAGGUUUAUCCACGAGGAAGUGAAAAAUGAGAAUCUCUAUAUAGACACUGAAUUUAUGUAAUAUAAAAUGGUUGAAUCAACAAGAAGUUUUGCGGCUGUUAA
Molecule: messenger RNA, 2628 nt
Organism: Dioscorea cayenensis subsp. rotundata (Guinea yam)
Lineage: Eukaryota; Viridiplantae; Streptophyta; Magnoliopsida; Dioscoreales; Dioscoreaceae
Product: NADPH--cytochrome P450 reductase-like
Exons: 18
Coding region: 124-2223 (699 amino acids)
Cellular component (GO): cytosol
Molecular function (GO): FMN binding; NADPH-hemoprotein reductase activity; flavin adenine dinucleotide binding
Source: RefSeq, a predicted model, not a curated record